AUGAAACAGCUUAAAGAAAGAGGAAGUUCACAAAAAGUCAUUUCUUUAGACGAACUGAAAUAUGAUGAAGAUGGAAUCGACAGUAAUUACCCGAGAUUAUCUCAUUUUGUUAGAACGUUAAGAGUGAUUAUUGUCGCUGUAUGGCUCAUCAGAUGCUGUCAAAUUGUUGGCCAUAACAUUUAA
This is a messenger RNA of Clunio marinus, 183 nucleotides long. The record is from the annotation of a GenBank genome assembly. NCBI's taxonomy places the organism in Eukaryota, Metazoa, Arthropoda, Insecta, Diptera, Chironomidae.